AUGUAUGCUGUUGCUGCCUGUUCUGAAAACUCGUUUCUGGCAUGGGAAGACGAACAUGAGGAUUCCGAGCUUCCUACCCUAUUCGACGAGUAUCAGAACUAUAUAUCAGCCCCAAGAAUCAAAGUCAAGGAUGUACGAAGGUGGUGGCUUGAGGAUACACAACAAACGCUCUAUCCAAACCUUUCCAAAAUGGCGCUGGAUCUUUUGUCAAUUCCUGCGAUGUCUGCUGAGCCAGAACGUCUCUUCUCCGAUACAAAAAUCACCCUCCAAGAUCGCAGGAACAGUGCUCACAACGCUGAAAAGCAAUACGAGUGCUCAUUCUGCGGCAACCGCUUCAAGAACAAGAACGAGGCAGAGCGUCACCAAAAUUCACUCCACGUGCGCCGCCAUUCGUGGUCAUGCUCAGCUCUUUCUGGAUACGAUAGGGCUUUUCACGAUUGUACUAACCGACCUGGCGAAGCUGACACCUGUGGCUACUGCGGCGACGAAUUCACGCGGUCUGGACGUGGCCCUGGUAGUGGUGCUUUGAACAGUGGUAAUGCGCCUCGACACGCUACUGAACAAGAUUGGGAUGGACGUAUUAGGCAUCUGCAGGACGUGCAUAAGUUCCGAGAGUGUAACUCGUCCAAAAAGUUCUUUCGAGCGGAUCACUUCAGACAGCAUCUCAAGCACAGCCACGCGAGCACAAGUGGAAAGUGGACCAACAUGCUGGAGAAUGCCUGCAUGCUUGAGGAAGACCCAACACCUCGGUAA
This is a messenger RNA of Fusarium poae, 753 nucleotides long. RefSeq lists its product as uncharacterized. The record is from RefSeq and is a predicted model, not a curated record. The coding region runs from base 1 to 753 and encodes 250 amino acids. Gene Ontology annotation, molecular function: protein dimerization activity. NCBI's taxonomy places the organism in Eukaryota, Fungi, Ascomycota, Sordariomycetes, Hypocreales, Nectriaceae. The transcript is spliced from 2 exons.